AUGCUCUGUUCAAAGUGCAAAGGUUGCCUCCAGACGGAAGCUUACCUGACCACUGCCCAGCCAUCUCACUCUAUAGCACAUCACCAGACGUACCAGAGUCUGGAGCAAGCUAUUGACGCGGGAUGUUAUAUCUGCAAUCGUUUCUGGGAGGCCCUCAGUGCCCAAGAGCAUGUGCUUCUCUCUAGCGCCGUGGACGAAGGAGUAGAGCCAUCAGGUGCAUAUUGCGCCAUUGAAUCAGUUCAACACUACCUCACAAGUACUUCUCUGGAGGAUGGGAAGUCUUAUGGUCACUCUGGCUGCUACCUUCUACAAGUUGCAUACAACAAGCCUGCCAUCACAACUUGCUUCAGAGCGAGCUUUCUUCUUGAACCCGUCAAGUGCGCAAAUACAAACCUCGCAUGUCAAAGCCUCGCACAAAGCACACAUUCCCCAGAGACAUUAUCUUUGGCAAAGGAUUGGGUCAGAGAAUGUACUGCGCAUCAUGAACGAUGCAAAACGCCCGUCGUCGAGAAGCCAUGGUACCCGACACGCCUUCUCUCCUUCGAGCUACCUGAAGCAUCAACAGUCCGCUUGCUGGAGACGGAUCAAACAACUCCUGUCGGACAAUACAUGACACUCACUCAUCGCUGGGGAACUUGCUGUGAGAAAGACGCUGCGGAAGUCUAUCCUGAUGGUCUACCGCUUGCCCUCUCGACAUCCUCGGACGCGAGAUUUAAACAGAUGGAUCCAUUGGACUAUACUGCUCGAGUGGGCCGGUACAAGUACCGCGAUGCUGACGGUAAUUCCGCUCCUCAUUUGCUGUGGCUUCGCAUUGUGGAACUCUAUACAGCUUCUGAGCUCACAGUUCCCAGCGAUAAGCUUAUUGCAUGUUCCGGUAUUGCCAAAAGGGUGGCCGAGAUCCUGCAGGACGAUUACGUCGCUGGUAUGUGGCGUCGGUAUCUAGAAGGCGAACUGCUGUGGGUGGUAGAGGGUAAUCAUCAGCCCGGACGUUGGACGCGACCCAGAGAAUAUCGUGCUCCCAGUUGGUCUUGGGCUUCAAUUGAUGGCCCGAUCACUCCCGGCGAGCCACGAAUUCAAGAUUCUCUGAUUACAGUUGAAGACUACCACCUUGAUUACUGGACAAGCGAUAAGACUGCUGCAAUUCGUGGUGGUUGGCUGCGCCUUCGUGGAGUCCUCAAGAAGACAACUUUAGCACGCAAAAGCUCUACACCGGGCGGAGGCUACCAUUGGGACAUGAUGUUAGAUAAUGAAAGUCUCAAUGUCCCGGAGGAGGCAUCGCCGGGCAACACUGAGCCGCGAGUGAUGCUUGAUAUUCUCCAGGAAGACUUUGAGCAUGAAAACACCAAAGGAUUGUUGUUCUCUAUGUGUGCUAGGUUGAAAACUGGUGAUGGAAGAGGUAUGUACAUACUGCUGUUUAAGAUGGUUGAAGGAGAGACGGGAACCUUUCGCCGUAUCGGCCUUGCCUAUGCCUGGAGUGAGAAGUUGAAGGAAAGGAUAUUAGCAAGCAGUGCGAGAGAGCCGCAAUUACCAUGUCUUGAGUAUCGUGAUGGAUUGCAUUCUAUAUGCAUUAUCUAG
Fusarium verticillioides 7600 is the source of this 1575-nucleotide messenger RNA. RefSeq lists its product as hypothetical. Bases 1 to 1575 code for a protein of 524 amino acids. The record is from RefSeq and is a predicted model, not a curated record. The transcript has 3 exons. Lineage: Eukaryota; Fungi; Ascomycota; Sordariomycetes; Hypocreales; Nectriaceae.